This is a messenger RNA of Argiope bruennichi, 16705 nucleotides long. RefSeq lists its product as uncharacterized. Gene Ontology annotation, cellular component: transcription factor TFIIIC complex. Gene Ontology annotation, biological process: transcription by RNA polymerase III. Lineage: Eukaryota; Metazoa; Arthropoda; Arachnida; Araneae; Araneidae. The record is from RefSeq and is a predicted model, not a curated record. Gene Ontology annotation, molecular function: protein binding; DNA binding. The transcript has 18 exons. The coding region runs from base 323 to 12205 and encodes 3960 amino acids.
GUAGAAGUGUUACGACACCUUUAGGUAUAAUGUGAUCGAAUAAUGCUCAUUACGCUUAGCGGAGGAAUACUUAUUGCAAAUACUCAUUAAAUGCAUUUUAUUAUAAACAAAUAAUUAUAUAUGACGCUCCUUUCACUAUUGCAACAUCAACUGUAAAAUUUCUGUACGGGAACGUUCUGCUUUUGCCAAGUUUUUUAUGGAUGAGAUGUGACACUUGUAAUAUUAUCACUGCAGUUGCCCCAUUGAAUGUGAGUGCAACAGCAGGAAAGAAUGAAAAGUAACUUGUCAUAAAUAUAGUUCUUUAAAAAUAAAUUAAGUUGUCAUGGAAACAGAACAUCUAAAUCAUGACUGUUCAACGCUUUCUAAUUUGGCUAUCAAUCCAGACAUGACAAAUGAUCUUUUGCUUGAUUCUGAAAUCAGAAACAACAAUACACGAACAAUACUAGAGAGUGUGUGCCAGGAUUUUGAGAACCUUGACGUGUUAGCUGCUAGACAAAGUAGAUUAGCUUUAUUAAAAAAAUGGAAAUCGCCAGAAAAUUUUUCAGAAUACUCAACAGAUGGAAGUGAAAUUUCAAAUUUGACUGUCGAAAGAAAAGUAGAAUGUGCUCCAGCAGAGGAUAUAUUCAUUUCAGAUACUGGAUCCAGUCCAACUGAUUCUUAUCAAAAUGCUGUAAUUGAUGAAAAUUCUAUUAGUUCCCAGGUAACAACUGUUUUAGAAGUGUCAUCUUCAGAUUCACAGAAUCAAACUAGUGAUAAUAUUGGGAAUUCUGUGAAAGAUUCAAGAACUGAAAUGGUACCUGCACAAGAUCCUUCAAAAGUAGGAAUUCUUUCUGAUAAUUUUACUAAUGAGAAAAAUAUUUCAUCAUCUUUGGCAGAGCUAGCAGAUGCAGAAAUUGUUCAAACUAGUGAAAAUGCCGUAUCUAUAAUAAUAUCUAAUCCACGUUUCAUACAAGUAUUAAAUUGCAAAGACUCGGGUGUACCAUCUGAUACUUCUAAUGUAACAUUGAAUAGCAGCUGUAUUGUUUCAGAAAAAGAGAAUUUAAAUGAAGUUAUUGUCGAUGGAUCCGCACCUGUUUCUGAUUAUACUUUACAUGAAGAUAAUAUAGAAAAAGAUCUCCAUACUGAAGUUGCAAAUGAAAUAAUUUAUUCAGAAGGAGAGGAAAUGUAUAAUUUUGCCCAUACAUAUACAACAUUAAAUACUUAUUCUAGAGAGAAAAAUAAACCAUAUUACAGAUCAAGGGCAGAUUUAGGAAAAGUUGCAGCAACAAGAGCUCGUAGAAUUACUGCAAAAAUGAAGGCUGAAUGGACCAGGGUUCUGGAAGAAAAAGGUUUUCUUGUUUGUCCCCUGUCUGGAUGCUUCCAAAAAUAUCGGACAAUGGCAAAUUUUCAAACUCAUUAUAAAUAUUGUUACUCAGGGAUGGAAAAGGACUUGAAGCAUUGUCCUUAUUGUGCUAGUGUUAUUUUCUCCUCGCACAAAGCUGUUUUGCAUCACAUGAAAGUAGAGCAUCCUGAAAAGCUGGAUGAAUAUAAAACAAAUUUCCCUCAGCCUGAAGAUGUAUAUAAUUGUUUUGAAGAUGAAUCAAGGCUUGUUGAAAUUUCACAGAAAUCAUUAAAAAUUCAUAAACGUAAAUUUAAUAUAGCGAAAGAAAAUCGUCUCUCACCUAAAAAGAGGAUUUUGAAGAAUAAAAUUAAAACUAUACGUCAACCUGAUAUUGAAAAUUCACAACUUAGAGAAUGUGGACGAUUUGAUGAGAUUGUGUCCAAGAUAAGCUCUGUAAACAAAACACAAUCUGCUGAGAGAGAUGAAAAUAAAUUAACCAAAGAGCGUCGUAAACGAAAGCUUAUUUUAACUGGACAUGUUGUGACUGCUGAAAAAUAUUUUGAAGAUGAACGUGAUGAUGAUGCACCAAAUGACAUGCCAGUUGAAAAGGAAGCCGAGGAAAAAGAAAAAAUAUAUACUAAAUCACGUCUUGUUUUGAACAUGGAUCGUUAUAAACGAUAUACUCAAUACCUCACUGUGACACGCGAUUUUGGAUCGCACCGAAAAACAUACUCUAGGCCAAAAAGUUCACAUGUUUUAGACUCGUCACAAUUGUUAACCGUACAGAAUGAUUCUAGUGAAUUAGACAUACACCAACUUAAUAGUAGUUUUGAGACUUCAAACAUAUCAUUAAAUGAAAAUGAUACUUUGUGUUUAGCUAAUAAUAAUAAUAAUAGUGAUCUGUGUUGUGUGCCACCUGAAAUUUCUGCCUUUGAUCCUUUGCAAUCUGAGGCUGUCAUUUUGAACAAAAUACAUUUAGAUAGCAAAAUGAAAAGAAACUCUAUAGUGAAUUAUGAAACAGAGAGAGACAGUAAUUGCCUGAACAGUAAUGAAUCAAAUGAACCUGCAAAAGAGAAAAUACCUUGUUAUAGACCUCAAAUUAGUGCCAUAUCUUCACCAAGAAUUGAACCAGUUUCUUCUCGUAAGCCAUCAUUGAAAAUUUCUCCAAUCAUAACAUAUGGCAAAAUUCCUGAUUCUAUCACUGCACUGAAAUCCAACAGACCUCCUACUGUCGAUUUUGAUUCCUUAGUUAAAAAUUCUGCCUGUAACAAAAAGUUAAUCUCAACUGGAAAUAUACAACUUCCCUCUGUUGAAAAGUCUAAAUAUAAUAAAGAAGAUGGCAUAAAACAUCCUUACCAUAGCACUUCAUCUGUUGCACCUUUUAAACGUAAGAGAGGGAGACCUAGAAAAGACAGUAUACUUGGCGAAAGACCACUUUUGUGUAAUAACUUAGAAAAUAACAAGAUAUCUGGAAGCUUAUACACAUAUUCAAAUCUGAGGACUCUUGAAAAAUCUGGAAAUUUGAAAAAAGUAAAAGACAAAACCUCUUCAGAGAAAAAUAGAAAUAUUGCCCCAAAUUCCAAAGUUGCAGUGAACAAACUUUCUUCAAAAAUGCAUUCUAAAUUAUUACAAAAAAGGAGAAUAAAAAUAUCUGCUAAAUCCAGCUUGAAAAAGGCUAUCAUGUGUGGUGUGAAAAGAAAUAGAAGAGGUGAUAUGCUUAAAAGAGAGAAGAAAAGAGGCAGACCACCCCGUGUUUGCAUAAAAAGCUUAUUUAAAAAUUCUAAACUUGAAAAUAAGCAGAAAAAGGACAGGGAAUCUAUGCAUAUUAGUUCUUUGAAAAAUUCUAAUACUGAUCAUAAUUACUUUGCAUCUCUUAUUAAAAUUUGUAUAAAUCAAGAAAGAAGUUUAAGUAAUUCUGUGAAUGUUAGAAAAGAACAACCAAAUGAAACACAAGAUGUAAUUGAGCAAAAGGAAAGCAAAUGUAGUAUUUCUCAUCUUUCUUCAAAAGAAGUGGAAUUUUCAGAAAUAUUGCCUCAGGAAGUAAUUAUUAGUUCUACAGUAACAGAAAAAGAAGCUAUAUUAUCAUCGCCUUCUCCCAUCCAAUAUGUUGAAAAUAUAUCUACAACACAGAGUGAGAAAAACAGUGUAAGUUCUCUCAUCGCGAGAGAACAAAACAUUGCCCAGUACUUACCAAAAGCACCUGAACAACCUAUUAUUUCUUUGCAUUCAGAGACUGCUGAUUUUUCAGUGUCCAGUCAUCCUCCUACUAAUGAUAAGAAUGUCUUUCAUGAAAAAGAUAGCCCGCCUGUUGUGAUUAAACGAUCCAGAGGGAGACCAAGAAAAAGUGCUACACCACAGCAGGAAAAAAAAGUUGAAGACCUUCUGAAAGGUACCGAAAAAUCUCUUGUGAAUCAAAUUUCCUCUGCUUCCUUCCCUGGUGUACGUAAAAGUGAACGUGUAAGAAAACGAAAGCUUGGGUCUGAUGAAAUAGAACAUAGAAGCAUAGAGAAAGAGAAAGUGUAUGCUGAACAAUUUGAAAAAACAGGUCGAAGAGGGAGACCUAGAAAAUAUCCUAGAUUAGACCGGGAUGAAAAUAGUAAUUCUGAACUUAAGACAAGUGAUACAAAUUUAUUAGAAAAGCAGCGAAAUGCUUCACCUUUGCCUCUAAAGGAUAAAAGGACUGAAAUUUCAGAUACCCCCUGCAACACUGCGCGCGGUCGUAGAGGUCGACCUCGGCUAGAACGAAUAGAACCAGAAGUCAGUGAAAUUACCAGAUCGGGACAAGAAGUUAGUAAAAGUACUAUAUUGGAACCAGAAAUCGGUAAAAGUACUAUAUCGGAACCAGAAAUCGGUAAAAGUACUGUAUCGGAACCAGAAAUCAGUAAAAGUAUCAUCUCGGAGCCAGAAGUCAGUAAAAGUACUAUAUCGGAACCAGAAAUCAGUAAAAGUACUAUAUCGGGACCAGAAGUCAGUGAAAUUACCAGAUCGGAACCAGAAGUCAGUGAAAUUACCAGAUCGGAACCAGAAGUCAGUGAAAUUACCAGAUCGAAACCAGAAGUCAGUGAAAUUACCAGAUCGAAACCAGAAGUCAGUGAAAUUACCAGAUCGAAACCAGAAGUCAGUGAAAUUACCAGAUCGAAACCAGAAGUCAGUGAAAUUACCAGAUCGAAACCAGAAGGCAGUGAAAUUACCAGAUCGAAACCAGAAGUCAGUGAAAUUACCAGAUCGGAACCAGAAGUCAGUGAAAUUACCAGAUCGGAACCAAAAGGCAGUGAAAUUACCAGAUCGGAAGCAGAAGUCAGUAAAAGUACCAGAUCGAAACCAGACAUCAAUGAAAUUACCAGAUCGGAAGCAGAAGUCAGUAAAAGUACCACCUCGGAGCCAGAAAUCUGUGAAAGUACUAUAUCGGAGCCAGAAAUCUGUAAAAGUACUAUAUCGGAGCCAGAAAUCUGUAAAAGUACUAUAUCGGAGCCAGAAAUCUGUAAAAGUACUAUAUCGGAGCCAGAAAUCAGUAAAAGUACUAUAUCGGAGCCAGAAAUCAGUAAAAGUAUCAUCUCGGAGCCAGAAAUCAGUAAAAGUAUCAUCUCGGAGCCAGAAAUCAGUAAAAGUAUCAUCUCGGAGCCAGAAAUCAGUAAAAGUAUCAUCUCGGAGUCAGAAGUCAGUAAAAGUGCAGUCUCGGAGCCAGAAGUCAGUAAAAGUAUCAUCUCGGAGUCAGAAGUCAGUAAAAGUGCAGUCUCGGAGCCAGAAGUCAGUAAAAGUAUCAUCUCGGAGCCAGAAGUCAGUAAAAGUAUCAUCUCGGAGCCAGAAGUCAGUAAAAGUAUCAUCUCGGAGCCAGAAGUCAGUAAAAGUAUCAUCUCGGAGCCAGAAGUCAGUAAAAGUAUCAUCUCGGAGCCAGAAGUCAGAAAAAGUAUCAUCUCGGAGUCAGAAGUCAGAAAAAGUAUCAUCUCGGAGUCAGAAGUCAGAAAAAGUAUCAUCUCGGAGCCAGAAGUCAGAAAAAGUAUCAUCUCGGAGCCAGAAGUCAGAAAAAGUAUCAUCUCGGAGCCAGAAGUCAGAAAAAGUAUCAUCUCGGAGCCAGAAGUCAGAAAAAGUAUCAUUUCGGAGCCAGAAAUCAGUAAAAAUACCAUCUCGGAGCUAGAAGUCAGUAAAAGUGUCAGCUCGGUACCAGAAGUUAGUGAAAUUGCUGUAUCAGAACCGGAAAUCAAUAAAAGCACCAGAUCAGAACAUGAAAUAAGUAUAUAUGAGAAAGAGACUCGGAACUCUUUAGUGAAUACGCUUGCUGAUAAAAAUAUUGAAAAUAAAGAUAAAAAAAUUGAACAAAAUAAGAAGCUGGAAAAUGAGAAGGAUAUUCAUAUAUUAUCAAUGCAUUCUGAUUCUUAUUCACCAUCUGAGAAGAGAUUGAUUCUACCAUUGAAAAAACGAAAAAAAAUUGAAGAAAAAAUUCAUAGUGCUUCUUCCCCUAAGAGUAGCAUUUAUGACAUUUCAGUGGAAAAAGAAAUGGCUGCUGAAAGAAAAAUAAUAUCUGAUAAGGGUGCAAAAGAUGCACUUUCUAAAAUGAUGGAGAAAAAGAUGUCUGCUUCUUUGUAUACCUCUUCUGUCCAAGCAGAGAGUGAUUUGUCUGAUAAGGAUCCAGAAUUGGAUAAAUUGAAUGUUCCUUAUAGAGAAAUAGAAUGCACAGAUGGUGAGAUUUAUCCAGCGCUAAAACCAAACAUUAGUGAAUUUAAAAUUUUCUCAAAUAAGCUUAUGUGGAAAGAAUAUUUGGAAGCAUCAGUUUCUAUAAAGAUGAACACCACCUGUGAAUGGAUUAGAUUAAAAUGUUUCGAUAGCAUUUCUUUAGAUGAUUCAAAGAGCUCUACAUUUUUCACUGGUGGCCCAGUUCAAAGCUCUGCAUUUUGUCCUAUUCCAAGUCAUAUGGACCAGUACGUUGCUGUGGCUUCAAGUAAUAAAAUAUAUAGUACAGGCAGACAAAAUUCUCUUUCAUAUCUUGACACAAAAAAUGAAAAAGGAUUAAUUCAGUUUUGGAAUCUUGGUUGUCUUCAGAGUACUAGGUUAAAUCGCCUUCCAUGCAUGGAAUUUGCUUUGGAACAUCAGCAUGGAAUUAUUACUGAAAUGAAAUGGUGUCCAAAAGGUUGUUAUGAUCUUCCUCUCUCUAGUGAUGGGGUUGUAGGUUCCAGAUUAGGUUUGCUUGCAUUAUCCUGCUCUGACUCCUAUAUACGAGUUUAUUGUGUCCCACAUCCAAAUAUUUUGCCUAAAACUAAUGGAAAUGCAUCUAUAUAUACUACAAGUCCAACAUUAGUAUUGACGCCAUUAUUUAGUGAUCCAUGUUCUUUAACCAGAAGAUCAAUAGCUACAUGCUUAGAUUGGCACCGAAAUGCUGACGUCAUUGCAGCUGGGUAUGGAAAUGGUUGCAUUUGUGUCUGGAUGGUGAAGAUAAUAUCAGCUUCUUCAGCAACGAUUGUCACAGUGAAGAAUAAAGACCAGUCUGUAUCAAUAUUGCCUUAUUUGGUAUUUGAAGCUUCUGGCACACCAAUUACUAGUAUUUCCUUUGCGCCUCUUAAUAAUUUCCAGUACCUUGUUAGCUCAAGCUUUGACAAAACUUUGAAAUUUUUCGAUUUGCUUGAUACAAGUAUGCCUUUCUGCAGCAUAAAGAGAGGAUUUGCCCUUAAUGAUUGCAAAUGGGCUAAGGAUUUCUGUGGUUCAUUGAUUUCAUUGUAUGAUGGUAUCAUUUUCAAAGGUUCUACUUUUGCAAAAGAGUGUGGAACUGAAGAAUUUCCAGCUCAGAAUAUUGCUGAUACUUUUGGAUCUAUAACAUGUUCUGCUAUUUCAGAUAUAAUUGAUGUGCAAGCAAUAGCUGAUAUUACUGGUACAGUGUCCGCCAACUUUUUUUAUUGUUCCUGUGAUGAAAUAAAACAGCCAUCUUUUGAUACAUAUGUUUUAUUUGAAACUGAAAUCGUCUGUUUAGAUCAGGAUGGAAGGAUACCUUUUGACAAUGUGUUAAAUUCUGAAGUUUCUACAGUUCUCGAAAAUGUAGUGGAUGUUGUAGAACUGGUAAUGGACAAAUUUGCCAAAUAUUGUGAAUAUAAUUCAUCAUUUAAUCUGCACAAUGUGGUUACAUCAAAUAUUGUUAAAGUCAAAAAAUCAAUGGACUUUUGUUAUUAUGAACCAGAAUUAAUAGAUUUAAUGAAUAAUCUUCUUGAAUCAGUAAUUGCAAUAGGUACUUCUGAAAUGAAUACAGAAAAUACUCCUGUUGUGCUCAAUUUGAAGAAGAGAAGACUUGAUGGGUCAAUUGAAAAUGAGGAAAUAUCAAGUGUUUCUUUGAUUGAUUCUGCUUCUGAUCAUGUGAAAGAAAAAAUAUAUUUUCCAAUCGAAGAACUAUUAAAUACUACUCUGCCGAUACCAAAGGAGCAAUUAAUGUAUGUGGAUAAGAACGAAGAAAAAUUUAAAAUUUUCGAACAGUUAAGCAGGUCAUCUCCCUCUCUCACUGAUGUUGCAACACGCAUUUGUAAUUCUGUUAUUGAAGAUUCUUUCUCCGAGAUUUCUUCUCAUGCAGCUUCUUUUGUUGAUAUAGAAUGUAAUAUUUUGCUUCAAAAUUGUGUUGACUCAGUUUGUAGUAAUAGUCAGUAUUGGCGUGGUGAAUCAAAAUUACAAUUCAUUCCUGAGGUUCACCAAUGUAUUGAAUCAAAAUCAGAUUGUGCUGUUGCGCCCAAGAUAUUAUUAAAGUCAGUAUGCAACGUUAUGCCUUUGCAGCAUCUUGAAUCAAAAUCCAGUGCUAUGCAGAUGUCUGUCGAAUCAGAAUCCACUAAUGUACAGCCGUCUGCCGAAUCGGAAUCCAGUGUUGUGCAGUCCACAGUGGAAUUGGAAUCCAGUUUUGUACAACCCACAGCCGAAUCGGAAUCCAGUGUUGUGCAGCCUUUAGCCGAUUCUGAACUCCGUGUUGUGCAGUCCGUAGCCGAUUCUGCAUCCAGAGUUGUGGAUCACUCUGCCGAUUCCGAAUCCAUUGUUGUGCAUACCUCUGCCAAUUUGAAAAUUGUUGUUGUGCAUCCCUCUGCCGAGUCAGAACCCACUUGUGCACCUCCCUCUGCCGAAUCAGAACCCACUUGUGCACCUCUCUCUGCCGAAUCAGAACCCACUUGUGCACCUCUCUCUGCCGAAUCAGAACCCACUUGUGUCCCUCUCUCUACCGAGUCAGAACCCACUUGUGUCCAUCUCUCUGCCGAGUCAGAACGCACUUGUGUCCAUCCCUCUGCCGAGUCAGAAUCCACUUGUGUCCAUCCCUCUGCCGAGUCAGAAUCCACUUGUGUCCAUCCCUCUGCCGAGUCAGAAUCCACUUGUGUCCAUCCCUCUGCCGAGUCAGAAUCCACUUGUGUCCAUCCCUCUGCCGAGUCAGAAUCCACUUGUGUCCAUCCCUCUGCCGAGUCAGAAUCGAGUGGUGUCUAUCCCUCUGCCGAGUCAGAAUCGAGUGGUGUCCAUCCCUCUGCCGAGUCAAAAUCCACUUGUAUCCAUCCCUCUGCCAAAUCAGAAUCCAGUGGUGUGCAUGCCUCUGCCGAAUCAAAAUCCAGUGGUGUGCAUGCCUCUGCCGAAUCAGAAUCCAGUGGUAUGCAUCCCUCUGCCGAGUCAGAAUCCACUUUUGUGCUGCCGACUGCAGAGUCGGAUUCCACAGUUGUGCUGCCGCCUGCCGAAUCAGAAUCCAGUGAUGUGGAGCCGCUUGCCGAAUCGGAAUCCACUGUUGUGCUGUCGCCUACCGAGGUGAAUUCCACUGUUGUGCUGUCGCCUACCGAGGUGAAUUCCACUGUUGAGCUGCCGCCUAUGGAGUCGGAAUCUACUGUAGUGCUGCCGAUUAUGGAGUCGGAAUCUACUGUAGUGCUGCCGCCUAUGGAGUCGGAAUCUACUGUAGUGCUGCCGCCUAUGGAGUCGGAAUCUACUGUAGUGCUGCCGCCUAUGGAGUCGGAAUCUACUGUGGUGCUGCCGCCUAUGGAGUCGGAAUCUACUGUGGUGCUGCCGCCUAUGGAGUCGGAAUCUACUGUGGUGCUGCCGCCUAUGGAGUCGGAAUCUACUGUGGUGCUGCCGCCUAUGGAGUCGGAAUCUACUGUGGUGCUGCCGCCUAUGGAGUCGGAAUCUACUGUGGUGCUGCCGCCUAUGGAGUCCAAUUCCACAAUUGUGCUGCCACCUAUGGAGUCCAAUUCCACAAUUGUGCUGCCACCUAUGAAGUCCAAUUCCACAAUUGUGCUGCCAGCUAUGGAGUCCAAUUCCACAAUUGUGCUGCCACCUAUGGAGUCCAAUUCCACAAUUGUGCUGCCACCUAUGGAGUCCAAUUCCACAAUUGUGCUGCCACCUAUGGAGUCGAAUUCUGCAGUUGUGCUGCCACCUAUGGUGUCGAAAUCCACUGUUCAGCCCUAUGCCGAAUCGGAAUCCACCGUUGUGCAAGCAAAGGCCGAAUCGGAAUCCACCGUUGUGCAAGCAAAGGCCGAAUCGGAAUCCACCGUUGUGCAAGCAAAGACCGAAUCGGAAUCCACCGUUGUGCAAGCAAAGGCCGAAUCGGAAUCCACCGUUGUGCAAGCAAAGGCCGAAUCGGAAUCAACCGUUGUGCAAGCAAAGGCCGAAUCGGAAUCAACCGUUGUGCAAGCAAAGGCCGAAUCGGAAUCCACCGUUGUGCAGCCAACCACAGAAUCGGAAUCCACCGUUGUGCAGCCAACCACAGAAUCGGAAUCCAUUGUGGUGCAGCGACCCGCAGAAUCGGAAUCCAGUGUUGUGCAGCCACCCACAGAAUCGGAAUCCAGUGUUGUGCAGCCACCCACAGAAUCGGAAUCCAGUGUUGUGCAGCCACCCACAGAAUCGGAAUCCAGUGUUGUGCAGCCACCCACAGAUUCGGAAUCCAGUGUUGUGCAGCUACCCACAAAAUCGGAAUCCAGUGUUGUGCAGCCACCCACAAAAUCGGAAUCCAGUGUUGUGCAGCCACCCACAGAAUCGAAAUCCACUGUUGUGCAGCCAUCUGUCGAAUCUGAAUCCACUGUUGUGCAGCCGCCUGCCUUAUCGGAAUCCAGUGUUGUGCAGCCACCCACAAAAUCGGAAUCCAGUGUUGUGCAGCCACCCACAAAAUCGGAAUCCAGUGUUGUGCAGCCACCCACAGAAUCGAAAUCCACUGUUGUGCAGCCAUCUGUCGAAUCUGAAUCCACUGUUGUGCAGCCGCCUGCCUUAUCGGAAUCCAGUGUUGUGCAGCCACCCACAAAAUCGGAAUCCAGUGUUGUGCAGCCAUCUGUCGAAUCUGAAUCCACUGUUGUGCAGCCGCCUGCCUUAUCGGAAUCGAGUGUUGUGCAGCCACCCACAAAAUCGGAAUCCAGUGUUGUACAGCCACCCACAGAAUCGAAAUCCACUGUUGUGCAGCCGCCUGCCUUAUCGGAAUCCUCUGUUGUGCAGCCUACUGCUGAAACAGAUUCCACUGUCGUUCAGCCACAGUCUGCCGAGUUAGAAUUCACUAUUUUGGAACCGUCUUCCCAAUCGCAAUCCAUAAAUUUGCAACCCUCUGCCUUAUCACAAUCCACUGUUGUGCAUCCAUGUGCUAAGUCCGAUUCCACUGUUGCUCUGCCCUCUUCCAAAUCAGAACCCAGUACUGUGCAGCAGGCCUUGGAAUUCGAAGGCAGUGUUGUGGAGCAGACCGUGGAAUCGAAGCACAAUGUUGCAGAACAGUCCUUAGUAUUGGAUCCGAAUAUUUUACAUGUGCCUAUUGAAUCCAAACUUAAUAAUGUGCCUCAACUACCAGUCGUAUCAGGAUGUAGUGCUGUGCAACAGUGUGCUAAUUCAGAAGGCAGUAUUGUGAAUUCAAAAUCUAUUAAAUUUAGUUGCCAUGCUGCACUUCAAUUGAAGUCUAUUGCUGAUUCUUCGGACAUUUCAAAUCAUGGUGAGGAAUUGAAUCUUUCAGAUGAUUCAUUUUCAAUGAUUUCUGAAUGCUCUUAUGCAUCUGAUUCAUGUGAUAGUAUUCCUUCGUUCUUUUCUGAAUCAGUGGCACCAGAUACACCAUCUGAAAGUCCUAUUUCUAUUGAUGAUAAAGAGGAAUUUUUAUCACCUGUUUCCCCAACUUCCAUAGAAAAUAAAGUUUCUUUAUCUGAACUAAGUAAUAUGCCACCAGAUGAAAAUUGCUCAAAUCAACCAUCAAAAGAAAAAUCUGUGUCUAAAUUCGAAAGCAGUGUUAUAAGUACUGAAGAAUUUAAGUGUAAUGAUAUGCCUAUUACAGAUAACACAGAAAAUGAAUUAAAAAGUUGUAUUUCAAAUGGUGAAAAUAACUUAAACCACACACAUGCUUCAGAUCCUCAAAAUUUUGAUUCAAGUAGUAAACCUGAGUGCUUCCUUGAUGGAGAUGAAAAAAACGACUCUGGUAUGCCUAAUUGUUUGUCAUCAAAUGAAUCUGAUUAUAUGGAAACUAUUAAUGAAGAGAGUUCAGAUGAUAGUAUUCAUAUGAUGGAAGUGGAUACUGUGGAAGAACUUGCAUCCUCUGAUCUGUUUUCUAAGCCACAACAUUUACAGACUUCUAGGCAAUUUCUUGAAAAUGCUAGUGUCUCUGAAGGAACUGCAGAGGCUUAUAAUUCAGAAAGAAGAACAAAAGAACUUUUGAUGGAAGAAAGUCCUGUUUCAUAUACAUCUCUUAUUUCAACUUGUGGUUUGGUUUUCAAUGAUGUCAAUAAGAUUAGUACUUCUAGUGAAGAAAAGAAAGAGUCUCUUGCUAUUGGAAGUAAUAUACUGUCAUCUGUGAAUGCUAUUUCUUGGAAUCCCAACUAUGGUUGUCAUUUUUGGCUGGUUACAGGUGGGAAUGCAGGAGUUGCUCGGCUUAUUUGUGUAUCCGAACUCGGCACACAAGAAAAUAUUUCGCUGUUAGACAAAGAAAGCAUUAUGUGAUAAAAAAAAAAAAGUAAUUUCAUCUGUACAUUGCCAGUACUAUCCAAUCAAAAGUGUUUUUGUAAAAAUCAGUGGUAUAGUUCAAUAUUCAGUGAAUGAAUGCAUUGUGUAUAAUUAAUUUACUUACUAUGUUUACUUGAUAUUAUUAUCCUCAUAAAUGUGAAAAUUAUACUCCAGAACAUAAAAAUAUGUAUACUUUUUACAUACAAAGCUCAAUUAAUCACUUGACCUGCUUUCAUUAUUUAUUUUAUUUCUCAUUUGUUUUGUCCAGCUGACUAAAUACAAUUCCAAAAUAUUUUAUCAAUUAUUUUUUUAAAUAUUAUUAUUAUGGAUUGUUUUAUUAAAUCGAGUUAUAUGAAUAUUUAUUGACUAACUGUACAUAAUUUAAAGAUCAUUUAGAUAAAAAAAAUACUCAUAUUUUUGUAUUCAGAAAGUUACAAUUUAAUUUUUAAUGCCUUUUAUGUUAAUAUUCUUGUCACUGUGUUGUUUUAUUGAGAUAUUGGUACUAUGUUUAUUAAAACAGAAAGUCCUCUACUUUUACUUUUUCAAAAUAUAUUCUUAAUUUGUUUUCCUUUUUAUGUUUUUUAAAUGUGCUUUUUCUUUGUGUGUGUGUGUGUGUGUGUGUGUGUGUGUGUGUGUGUGUGUGUGUGUGUAAAAUAAUACUCAAUGAAUUUAUAUUAUGAAUGUACGAGUAUUUGUUCUAUUCAUAUAAUUGGUUAGUAUGUUUUCCUAUGGAGCAAUCGCUGCUACUUAAGGGGGAGGGGGACCUAACUUUUAUUAUUGCUUUGUUGAAGAUAUUAAAAAUUACUGUUUUAAAGGUUUGUCUUUAUGUUCUGUUGUUAUAGAAACGUGUAAUUGAUGACUUGCAAUUUUUAUCUUUCCAUUUUAAAUAUUCAAAUGUUUUGUUAAAAAAUACUGUUAAAAAAAACUUACCUCGGUAAAUAUGAAGGAAGUGCGAAUAUAAAUAUUACUUUGAAUUGUUUUAAGUUUGAACUCGUGUACUUUCCCGAAGCAGAUACACUUAGAUAAUUAAUGAAAUUUUAAAUUUUCUUUAAAGCAAAUACGGCUACCUACAGUAUAAACUGUAAGAAAUAAUGGGACCACUUUUUAUAUUUUUUUGAAAUAUUUCUGCCAUUCUAGAGAUUUUUGGAGGCAUCCCAGUUAAUGAUUAUUGAAGACAUUAAAAUGUUUUUCCGGGGUUACUAAAUUUUAGAAGGUGAUUUUUUCAUUAUUUCGUAUUUUAAAUUUUAUAUCUUUCUUAUAAUUUUUACAACAGUUAUUUUAAUAGUUAAUGUCGAUUCAUUCUCAUAAAUCGUUGCUAAGUUAGAGUAAUUAGACAUUAAUAGCACAAUAUUAACGUUUUUUAGACGUGUGUCCAGAAAUUUAGUUAAGCAUUAUUUUCUUUUUUAAGUUAUAUUCUGUUUAAUGUCUUCUCAACUACAUUUAAACCCUGUAUAAAAUGAUUAGAUUGUAAGCAUUGGUAAAAACUUUAACAACAUGACAUCCUAGAACAUGUUUGAGAAUUUAAUUUUCAAACAAUACAAAAACUAAUAACAAUAUUAAAAAAUUUUAAAGAAAUAAUAAAUAAAUUUGAUUAAAAGGAUUCCUGAAAUUUACUAAUGUGAUACAGGAUUUCAUAACAUAUGUAAAUAUAAUUAAAUAUUUUAUUCUAAAAUGCAUAAAGGAAGGAUUCACCUGAGUUAAGUAAUUACAGUUGUUUGUUUUUAUUGAACAUCCUUUAACUUCCAUGACUUUGGCAUUGUAGAACAAGGAUAUUGUGACUUAAAUUAAGUAAUUUAAAAUGACUUAUUUUUCCGCAGGCACAAAAUAGAAGCCAAAAUCAUCCUGAAAGAACUGAAGAUAUUUUUCCAAAAAUUAAAAAACAAACUUUUGAGAUAAAUGCAUUCAACUGUUAUGGAGAAAAUAUUUCAUAAAUACUGUUGUUUGUUUUUAUUAAAAUACAUAUUAAUAAUUUCGUUCAAUAUUGAAUUAACGAAGAUAUUUUUUUUAGUCAUAACAACUUAUGUUUUGAAAGUGUCCUUCAAUCCCAAAUUUCUUCUUUAUACACUUUGUUUUGCAUUGAUUUGCAUAGUAUUGUUUUUAGGAACCUAAAAUCAUGUUAUAUAGUGGUAAUAAGAGAAAAGAAAGUAUUAUGAAAUUUCAGUUUUUCUAUUCUUUGGGUACUUAAUAGUGAUGCUAUAAUAAUUAAUAUUUCGUUUCUCAAAUUUUGUCGCAGCAUUCACUGAAAGAAUUUGUGUAUCAGUUAGGUGUGCGUUUGCAUUUUAAAUUAAAGAUUAUAUAUUGGUUGUUGUUUUUCUACCAUAUUGGGCCUUACAUUUGGCUAUUUAAUCCAUUUUGACCAGAAUUUACCGUUCGUGCUUAUUAAAUGCAAUUUGAUCUUUGAGUCAUCACUAAUAAUAUGUAAAUAAAAUAUGAUAAUAUAAUAUCUUAAUAAAUAUAGAUUAGUUUUGUAAAGUAUUUUGUAUAAAGCAUAGUUUUACAACUCUUGUCUCUUCAUAUUUUGGUUUUAGAAACAUAGUUAAAAAAUGGUAAUUAAAAUUUCAUAUUUAAAUUUUAUCCUCAAUUCACAAUAAGAAGUUGUGAAAUGAAAUAGGACUUUUUUAACAUAACUUCAUUUUGAUUAAUAUUUGCUUAUUUUUAAAUUUAAUGAGCUUUCCCCCUCCCCCUUUUGUUGAGCAAUCUGCUAAAUAUUUAUUAGCACGUAACUUAUAAGUGCAUAAAUUGUAAAAAUCCGCUUUCUCCCCAUGUUAUUGUAUGAACUAUGAAUUUUACUGAGAAAGUUAUUUCAAGUACAAAAUACUAAGUGCAAUUUAGUCCUUAAUAAUGUUGCUCCUUAAUCCUUUUAUGAAAUUUCCCAUGUAUAAAAUAUGUACAAUUACAAAAACAAUCACUUGGUGUGCAUUAUGAAAUAAACUAUUGAUAAAUGUUUGAAUAAUAUAUCGUCUAUGUUUUUAUUUAAAAAGAUUUAAAUAGUUUAGAAGUUUUCUGUGAAAGUACUAUCAACAAUUUUUCUUAAGUAAUUAAAAUUUUGUUGUCCUCUUUAUAACAAGUAAUUGAUAGUUAUUUUUUCUUGAUAUCCUAAAAAUAAAAUUUAAACAGAUGUCUAGUUUCUAUCAUGUUUCCUGUUCAAUGGCAAUUUACAUGCUGCUGUUUAUUUAAUAGUUGCGUUUUUUAAAGAAAAUUUAAUAUGUGUAAAUAUAUUUGAACAUAUUUUAAUAAAAUGUUUAGGCAGGUUUUCCCUUGUAGGAAAAAUAAUGAAUGAAAUUAUUUAAAUUAUAAGAGGAUUCUUUAGUUGCUAUUUCAAGAACCUCUGAAGAAUAUAGCAGAGACUCUUGGAGACAAAUUCGUUUAAAAUAAACUUUGGUUAUUUUACUUUAAUUCCCAUUUUCUGCUUAGUAAUCUAUGCAUUAAUAGAAGAAAUCAUGUUUGAAGAUAUAUUUAAAUUCUUAAUUUUGACUUGUUUUCAUGUAGAAAGAACGGGUGGAGGGACAAUUAAAUAUUUCUUGUUUUUGUAGUUUGAUUUUUUUAUAAUUAUGCUCAAAAUUAAUUAUUUUCCAUUUGGAAAUUCAAAUAAAUGUGCAGAUAAUUUGAAAGUUAUUGUUUAAUUUAAUAUCAAACACUCGGAUGUUUUUUAAAUGCUCAUUUGCAUUGAAAUAACUUCCAAAUAUAAAUUUGUUCAGCCCAUUAAUUGCAAUGACUUCCCAAUAUUUCUCCCCAUCGCUAUAAAAUCCUACAUGUGUCAAUUGAGAAUGUUAUUGAGCUGGUAUUCUUGUCGCUGUAAUGCAAUCUUUCCUUAUUAAAAUACAAUGUUAAAAAAAAAAAAAAAAAAAAAAAAAAAAAACGCUUGUUAGUGAAGCUAUAGCGGGAGAUAAAGGCACCUCAUGUAACAUACAUACAAUUUUAUUAUUGUAUUAUUCACAUUUGACGCAUUUCAAAAUGCAAUAAUAUUUAUAUUAUUGCAUUUUGAAAUAAUAUUAAUAUUUGACGCAUUUAAUGUUAAUGCAAUCACAUCUAAUGUGUGUCUACCAGGAGAACACUUCCCGCCAAAUAUCUAUGUUUAUGGCGGGCGCGAAGAAACAGGUUACUGUAGGAAGAGUUCAUUUCGCGUAGGUAGAAGUUCCUUCAAGUUUCUUACAUUGGCUAAUUAGCGCCAAACUGGCGAUAUUUUAUAUUUCAUUUAAUUUUGAAAAUAAAUUCAAAAAAUGAUUCACUAAACUCAAAAUUAUUUACUCGGAAAAUUUGAAUACUCGGAAUCUUGAAAAUAUCUGAUAUUCCUGCCAUAUGUAUAACAACACAAACGAAAUGGAGAAACUGGAUAAUUCGUAUCUCUAACGAUUACUCAAUAAGAAAAUCAAUUAAGAAAUCCAAUGUAGAAUCAUACGUGACAAAAAAAAAUUGUCUUCCUUUCAUUUGUUUAAAAUGUAUGUAAGUAAUUAAUAUAAAAUUAUCCGGAGCGAAUGCGAGGUAAUCUGUUUCAUU